AUGCAGGUGGUGGGAUUAGAUGAAGGUGGAUUAUGUACUCUCUCACCGAAUCAGAGUCUCUAUGCUAUUGUGUACAAUCAUCUAAAUGUUGUAUUUAAGGAUUAUAUUCGUUGUACAAAUAAGUUGAUACAUAAUUCUCCUCCAAGUCCUACAGCUCUCUCACAACACCGCCGUCAAGAGGAUCCUAUUAUCUCAAAGUUUACAGCCCUAGAUGAAAUUCAUGAAUUACAAUGGUCACCCGAUAGUACUCUCGUUUCUUUACUUUUAGCGAGAAGAAAAAUUGUGGAAGUGGUGAGUGUGUAUGGAAAGUGUUGUGUGGCUCGCAUAGAUGCUGGGAUUUCUGGUUUACGUGCAGUAUUAUGGCAUCCAUCCUCUCGUGUGAUUUAUUGGGUUGGACUUUUACAAGUUCAUGUACUUUCCCUUGUGGAUGGAGAAGUAAUGCGGCUUCCCGGUGGGGUGAAGUACUCUGCUCAACUCGCCGCAAGACAUUCUUCCAAUAUAUUGAAAGAGACAGUUUCUCCUAAUGGUGAUAACGUAUCACAUCAUCAUCAGUCUUCGUCUUCUUCUUCUUCCUUCUCCUCUUGUGAAACCUCGUGGGUAAAUAAACCCGUCAGUAAAGCAGCAUUACUUCGUUUUUCUAUCUGUCGUCGUUUUUUAGUUUAUGUAACCCCUAAAUCAUUACAUUCACCCUUGUUAAGAGAUCGUGAGGAUCAGGGAAAUGAAAUAUUUACACCUGGUAGUGAAAUGACCCCAAUGGUAACAACAACAAAUGCCUCAAAUGGGGGAGGUGAAGAUCAUGGUAUGAUUUAUCAUCAUACUGCUUUAGAUAGAGAAGGAAGAGAAAAAGAAAGUGAUGGUCCACGUCGUAGUGAGUGGAUUGUGAUUUUAUCUGCCACUACACAUGAAGAAUUACACACAUUUUCUAUUGGACAUCUUGUUCGACGUGUUUCAGAUUGUAUUCCACUACAAGGUGGAAUAGCUUUGGUGGAUUACAUACAAGGUUCUGUAGUCGUGACAACGUAUAAUGGUGUACGGGUCUUAUAUAAAGAAGAAUCUGGUGUAAAAAAUGUAGUAGCUUCAAAAAAAGGGGAUAUUCUUUUUAUCGUAUUCGCAAAAGAGUGUCGUGCUGUUGUGGUAUCUCAAAAAAGAGUGAUGGCUUUACGAAAAAUCUCUUUUUAUGAGGAUGUGAUUAUACCUAUGCAUUUUAAAAAUUUACUCUUAUUGGAAGAACCAAUAUCAACGGCAGAUAUUACAGCAAAGUUUUCACGAGAUUCAGGUCCAUAUGAAGAAGAUGUAAAGGAUUUUCCUUCAUGGUUUAAUAUUAAUAAAGAUUUAAUUCCAGAAGAAUCAUUAGUAAACUCUUUUCCAUCUAGUUCUCAUGUUGCGAUGAGCACUUCUGGUAAGAUAGCUGCCGUUACUUUAGGUAUAUGUCCUCGUACUGUUUUAGUGAUUGAUAUUUUACAACAACGUGUUUUGGCGGUACUUCACCAUCGUGAAAAUGUUGUAGGACUUUUCUGGAGUCCAUCACCUUCUUCUGAGUAUUGGCGAUUUCAGCAGCGUCAUUAUUAUCAUCCUUCUCAUUCUCCUCCUCAACGUGUUCCGCAUGAAAAUGGGAAUGGUGAAAUCAUAAAGGAGAACAAUACAUCAUCUCUUGAUUGGGAUGAACCUCUUAUGGUAACAACAGAUAAUCACGAGGCAAAGGUGUUUAUGUGGCUUUCUAACCAUCCAAUGUGUUUUGUAGCACCUUGCCAUAAUAGUAAUAGUAAUGAUGAUGGGAACAAUGGAGGAAAAUGUGAUUUACCAGCAUUACGUAUUAAUCGUGCUAUCUUUGGUGAGACUGCAGAAGAUGCCGUAUUGAUAGAUGAUAUUAGAGGAAUAGCUCUUACAGUUAUAUUCUGUAAUGAUGAAUUGAAAUCUAAAAAAUAA
Molecule: messenger RNA, 1926 nt
Organism: Trypanosoma theileri
Lineage: Eukaryota; Euglenozoa; Kinetoplastea; Trypanosomatida; Trypanosomatidae
Exons: 1
Coding region: 1-1926 (641 amino acids)
Biological process (GO): protein localization to mitotic spindle pole body; microtubule anchoring at mitotic spindle pole body; mitotic sister chromatid segregation
Cellular component (GO): MWP complex; mitotic spindle; microtubule organizing center
Source: RefSeq, a predicted model, not a curated record